UAAUAGUUUUCUAUCCACACCCUCCAUUUUCUCACUUACAGUCACACGCUUGUUUGACAUUAAUAAACGGCGUUAACAAACGAAAGUGGAACAAAACAGCGUGCAAUUAUCAACUUCGCGUCGUUUCCCCUCCCCAAAUCCUCACUCCUCACUCUCACUCUGUUCAAACCCUCAAUCCAUGGCGUCGGCCAUGGCGUCCUCUCGUCUCACACUCUGCUCAACCACUCGCUCGAUCCCCUCAACGAAGAAGAAGAGUUCAAAGAAUGGCGGCUCAAAUCGAGGAUCUCCAAGCGAGUUCGCACGGGUUUUAAAGUGCGAUCGAGAAUUCAUCGUCGAGCGCCUUCAAUCGAUCGGGGACAAAACGCAGCCGCUUCGCGAUCGGAUCGCGAGGAAGAUCGGCGAUUUCUUCUGGCUUCGGCAUAUCGAAGAUCCGAAGGCGGUUGAGGAGCCGCUUGUUCCUCCGUCUUUGCCUCCGAUUUCGUAUCCUCCAGGGCUGUCUGUGAUAGACUUGUUGAUGGCUGAUCUUGAAGCUCUGAAGGUGUAUGCUAAUUAUUUAAGACACGUCUCUCAAGUUUUGUCCAUGCCUCUACCUGAGGUUUAUGACCAACAGAGAGUAGCUAUCUAUUUCAGUUGCCGUCCUCAUGUUCUCAUGUUUAGGAUGCUUGAGGUAUUUUCUUCGUUUGCAUCUGCUGCAAUAAAAAUGCAAACUUCCAAGACUUUCAAGAUGAAUAGACAUGGACUAGACGGGGAUAACAGUUCUGACAGUCCAGAGUUUUAUACUGGACAGCUCCUUAAAGAGGCAAUGCUGAAUCUUGGCCCAACUUUUGUGAAAGUUGGGCAGUCGCUCUCUACCAGGCCGGACAUAAUUGGGUCAGACGUUUCCAAGGCUCUUUCUGAGUUGCAUGAUAAAAUUCCUCCAUUUCCAAGGGAAGUCGCAAUGAAGACAAUUGAGGAGGAAUUCGGAUGCCCAACAAAGAGCAUCUUUAGCUACCUUUCCGAGGAGCCUGUCGCUGCUGCUUCCUUUGGCCAGGUUUAUCGUGGCUGUACACUUGAUGGCUCUGUAGUGGCUGUAAAAGUUCAACGUCCAAACUUGCUCCAUGCGGUUGUACGAGAUGUUUAUAUUCUCCGUCUUGGGCUGUCACUUUUGAGAAAAAUGGCAAAUAGAAAGAGUGAUCUUGCUCUCUAUGCUGAUGAGCUUGGCAAAGGUCUAGUUGGUGAGUUGGAUUAUACGUUAGAAGCUACGAAUGCUACCAAAUUCUUGGAAGCCCAUUCCCAAUAUUCAUUUAUGGUUGUCCCAAAAGUAUUUAGACAUUUAACCAGGAAGAAAGUCCUGACAGUGGAAUGGAUGGCAGGUGAAAGUCCCAGCGACUUAUUCUUACGGGCAGGAGGAUUUGGUAAUGAGAAAAUUCACUACUCACAGAAGCAACAACUGGAGACAAAAACACGUCUUCUUGAUUUGGUUAAUAAGGGAGUCGAAGCGUCACUAGUUCAACUACUUGAUACGGGCUUACUGCAUGCGGAUCCACAUCCUGGCAACUUGCGCUAUACACCUGAAGGAAAAAUUGGGUUUCUUGAUUUCGGUCUACUUUGCCAGAUGGAGAAGAAACACCAGUUGGCUAUGCUUGCAUCCAUAAUACAUAUUGUAAAUGGAGACUGGGAAUCUCUUGUUAAUGACUUGACUUUAAUGGACGUUGUCGGGCCAGGGACUAAUCUCCGUCGUGUGACUCUGGAGUUGGAAGGAUCGUUGGGUGAGGUUCUCUUCAGAGAUGGCAUUCCAGAUAUCAAAUUCAGUAAGGUUCUUGUCAAAAUUUUAUCUGUAGCACUUAAAUAUCACUUCCGCAUGCCCCCAUAUUUUACACUGGUCUUGCGUUCUCUUGCUUCCUUAGAAGGAUUAGCUGUGGCAGCAGAUCCGCAGUUCAAGACAUUUCAAGCUGCAUAUCCUUAUGUUGUUCAGAAGCUUCUUUAUGAUAAUUCAGCUCCUACAAGGACAAUCCUAAACUCGGUUGUCUUCAACAAAAAGAAAGAAUUCCAAUGGAAUAAGAUUUUGAUGUUUCUGAGAGUAGGCUCUUCGAGAUUAGGCACACAUGGUGUGAAUAUUUCUAGUGUGAAUAAAUCUUCUGGGCGCCGAAAAUAUGCAGAAGGGGAUGUGUUUGAGGUAGUAAACGUAGUUUUGAGGCUUCUGUCAUCAAAGAAUGGUGUUGUAUUAAGAAGACUACUUAUGACGGCGGAUUCAGGGUCUUUAACCCAAGCAGUGGUUUCAAAAGAUGCAGUUAUAUUCCGUCAGCAUAUGAGCAAUACUCUUGCUGAUGUGAUCUACAAAUGGAUGCUCAGAACCCUAGGAGGGGGAAAAGCAUCAGCUCUCAGUGACCAUCACUUCUCUGAAAUUGACAGACAAGAAGACACUGCACUUUUGUUACAGAAUGCACUUAGAGAUCGACGAUUGAGAGUCAUUUCUUACAAGAUAAUGAAGGAUGUAAGAAGGCAACCUCUAUUGACGCUCAGAGCCUGUUGGUGUUGUUUAACUAUUUUUGCGACGGCAUCAGCAAUAGCUUUGCACAGGGCUAUGGUUUAUUGGUCGGAGUCCGUGUUGAAGUCUGUUGCAUUUGUGCCUAAAAGAUUUGCAGUCAGUGUGUAGCAAGCCACUGGUAAGUUAAAGAGGAAUUUUUAUUCCUGUAUGUGUAUGUAUAAAAUUGAGUUAAGCUGAAAAGAUUGUGAAUGUAGGUAGGGCUUGUAUUAAUGGAAAUUUUGGGAAAUUUAUGAAUGCCAUGACCAAAUUCCUUAAUCUG
Asparagus officinalis (garden asparagus) is the source of this 2786-nucleotide messenger RNA. RefSeq lists its product as uncharacterized. The record is from RefSeq and is a predicted model, not a curated record. Lineage: Eukaryota; Viridiplantae; Streptophyta; Magnoliopsida; Asparagales; Asparagaceae. The transcript is spliced from 16 exons. The coding region runs from base 179 to 2635 and encodes 818 amino acids.